Messenger RNA from Rattus norvegicus (Norway rat), 6927 nucleotides. It is a transcript of the gene Pogk, whose product is annotated as pogo transposable element derived with KRAB domain. Gene Ontology annotation, cellular component: nucleoplasm; nucleus. The transcript is spliced from 5 exons. Bases 46 to 1914 code for a protein of 622 amino acids. Gene Ontology annotation, molecular function: nucleic acid binding; DNA binding. NCBI's taxonomy places the organism in Eukaryota, Metazoa, Chordata, Mammalia, Rodentia, Muridae. The record is from RefSeq and is marked validated. Gene Ontology annotation, biological process: regulation of DNA-templated transcription.
GGCCGCGCUGGGGCGGCGGGAGCGGCGGAGCCGAUGGCGCGGUGAAUGCCGGGUCACAACCCUCGUCGCCGCUUGCGGCGACGCCACCCGCUCGGCCGGGAAAUGGAGUCCCGAGCCUACCCUCUAAAUUUGACCCUGAAAGAAGAGCAAAAAGAAGAUGAGGUUGAGAUCCAGGAAUUGGAGGAUGGUCCCGUAGAGAUGCAGAAAGUGCAAAUCUGCUCGGAAGGCACGUGGGUACCAGCCCUAUUUGAUGAGGUGGCCAUAUAUUUUUCGGAUGAGGAGUGGGAAGUUCUGACAGAGCAACAAAAAGCCCUCUACCGGGAAGUCAUGAGGAUGAAUUAUGAGACUGUCCUGUCCCUGGAAUUCCCAUUCCCCAAGCCAGAUAUGAUCAAUCGGUUGGAAAGGGAAGAGGAGUGUCCUGAAUCUGAUGAGUGGCGGCUCCAGGGAGUAACCUUUGCAGAAAAUGAAGAAUCUGAUUUUAGGACUCCAGAUUGGGCCAACCCGAUGAAUGCCACCUCCCAUUUUCCUCAACCUCAGCACUUCAACAGCUUUGGGCUGCGUCUGCCGCAGGACAUCACUGAACUGCCUGAGUGGAGUGAGGGGUACCCCUUCUAUAUGGCCAUGGGCUUCCCUGGGUAUGACCUCUCAGCUGACGACUUGGCGAGCAAGUUUCAGUUCAGUCGCGGCAUGCGCCGCAGUUACGAUGCGGGGUUCAAGCUGAUGGUGGUGGAGCACGCUGAGAGUACCAACAACUGUCAGGCUGCCAAGCAGUUCGGGGUGUUGGAAAAGAAUGUCCGAGACUGGCGCAAAGUGAAGCCACAGCUCCAAAACGCCCAUGCCAUGCGGCGGGCAUUCCGAGGCCCCAAGAAUGGAAGAUUUGCUCUGGUAGACCAGCGGGUGGCUGAGUAUGUCAGAUACAUGCAGGCCAAAGGGGACCCCAUCACCAGGGAGGCAAUGCAGUUGAAAGCUCUUGAAAUCGCCCAGGAAAUGAACAUUCCAGAGAAAGGGUUCAAGGCAAGUCUGGGCUGGUGUCGGAGGAUGAUGAGAAGGUAUGACCUAUCCCUGAGGCAUAAAGUGCCAGUUCCUCAGCACCUGGCCGAGGACCUGACUGAGAAGCUCGUCACUUACCAGCAGAGUGUGCUUGCUCUGCGCCGGACACACGACUAUGAGGUGGCACAGAUGGGCAAUGCAGAUGAAACACCCAUCUGCUUAGAAGUGCCCUCUAGAGUGACUGUUGACAACCAGGGUGAAAAGCCCAUCCUGGUCAAGACACCAGGCAGGGAGAAACUGAGGAUCACAGCCAUGCUGGGGGUCUUGGCUGAUGGGAGGAAGUUACCACCAUACAUCAUCUUGAGGGGGACAUAUAUCCCCCCUGGGAAGUUUCCCAGUGGCAUGGAAAUCCGCUGCCACCGCUAUGGAUGGAUGACUGAGGACUUGAUGCAAGACUGGUUGGAAGUUGUGUGGAGACGGAGAACUGGAGCUGUACCCAAACAACGAGGGAUGCUGAUCCUGAAUGGCUUCCGGUGCCAUGCCACCGACUCUGUGAAGACUUCCAUGGAGAGUAUGAACACAGACAUGGUGAUUAUCCCGGGGGGCCUGACCUCCCAGCUGCAGGUGCUGGAUGUGGUUGUCUACAAGCCACUGAAUGACAGUGUUCGGGCCCAGUAUUCCAACUGGCUUCUGGCUGGGAACCUGGCACUGAGCCCCACUGGAAAUGCUAAGAAGCCACCGCUGGGCCUCUUCCUGGAGUGGAUCAUGGUUGCGUGGAAUAGUAUCUCAAGUGAAUCAAUUGUCCAGGGGUUCAGAAAGUGCCACAUCUCUAGCAACUUAGAGGAAGAAGGUGAUGUCCUCUGGGAAAUCGAGGGCGAGUUGCCCAAAGAACGUGGUCAUGAAGGUGUGGCUGAGGAUGACUGAGAGGAUUCAGGUAACUGGUCUGGAAUAGAUCCUCCGCCAUCACUGCUGCCCCUGGUCGUAGCUAGCACUUACCUUUUGUCUGGCCCUUAGUUUUCUCUUUUCGAGUUCUCUUGAAAUAGCCUGCCAUGCAGCAGGUCCUAGCACUUUCAUUGUCAGAAACUGAUUUAGAUUGGGUUCUGUGGCCUGGAUCCAGGAGUGCUUUUAUAAUGGGUAACAUGAACAAGGAACUGUCACAACACUUCACAUGAGAGCAGUCCCACUGCAAAGUUACUUGGGCCUCUAGACACAGUCUGACAUUGUUUACUUCACAAAAAGGUUGUCUAAAGAGACAACUUUCUUUUAAAAUGCUGAACAUUUAGGGCUGGGCUGUCUGCUUGAAUUACUUAACAAAGUUGCACUGCCUUUCACUGAUCUGCAGGACCACCGCCCAGGGAGAGAACAAAGUCUGCCUUCAGUUUGGUAACCUCUGGUCCUCAGCUCUGUGUCCUAGGGAGGUUAUUAUCAUCUCCAUGUCCACUAGGGAGAUGACAAUAUGUAUUGUUUGCUUUUGUCUAGGGAAUAUUGAGAGUUUAAAAAUAUCAUCUUGCUUUCAUAGAACUUCAGUUAUGGGGUGAGCCGUUAGAGGCAAUUCCUGUUGUCAGCAGGAAUCUGAAAGAUGAUGUUUUUAAACUGAAUCUUUGAAGAGCUGCAGAGCUGGCCUAGCAGUUAAGAGCAUAACUGUUCCUGCACAGUUCGGUUCCCAGCACCCACAUCCUACAGCUCAUAACACCUGCAACUUGAGUUUGAGUCCAGUGACCUCUUUUAGCCUCCCUUUGACACCUGCAGUCACAUGCACACUUUCACACACAGAAACGCUGUAUUUGUGUGACUAAAAACAGCCUUGGGCUAGAGAGAUGGCUCAGCAGUUAGGGAUGCUUACCAUUCAUCCUUGCAGAGGACUGCAUUUAGUUUCCAGCACCUGUAUAACAGCUCACAACCAGCUGUAACUCCAGUUCCAGGGCAUCCAAUGCCCUCUUCUAGCCUCUGUGCUCCUGCAUAUAUAUGGUGCAGACUCACACAUAGACACAUAAAAUUAACCUAGCAAAGGCCCACAGCCCCUAUACACACACUUUGAGCAAACAGGAGAAGGACCAGAGCCAGAGUAAGGGACACAUAGAAAGCAGACAACUCGCCCCUUUCCCAUUUUCCUUUUCAAUCUACCUACAUACUUUGAAAAGGAAAAUGGCCAGCUCUUUAAUAGAAAACCUAAAAUUAGCAUACCUUUCCUUUAAAAACGACUAUUAGUUUACAUUUUACUUGUCUCCCUCAACCCCACCACGCAAGUGAAAGCUAAUAGAAGUCUUUGCCCCGUGAGCUGUAUACGCACAGGCUCCUUAGUGGCACACACCCCCUUCCUGUCCUCAUACCCUACACACUCUUUAUAAAGCCCAUGGAUUCAGGCUCCCUCCUUUGCUGCUGACCACUCUGCUGCCCCAUUGGACAGCAGACUUUGAGUUGCAGUUGUUUUAGCCUUUCACAUUCUUGCUUUCACCCUGUUAGAAAACACUUUCAAUUUUCUAAGCAAUUUACCACUCCAGGAACCUAGUCAAAGACUGCCAGAAAAGGAAAGGGCAGAAGACCAUGCCAAGCCACAGCUGUGCACCCAGGGACAUUCCACAUCAGCUUGAGCUUCUGCUCCUCCAGAUGCUACCAUCUCUGUACAGCUGCUGGGGGAGGUAACGGAAACAGACAUGAAGAGAUUCAGAAGACACAAGCAUUAAACCACCUCCUGCUGUGGAAUAGAACACUAUUUUGUUAAAAGACAUCCAAAAGUCUGAACUGAUGUCUACUUAGGUUCUCUCCGUUUUCCAGCAAAUGGAACUGUGAUUGAAACAGUUGGGAGAAAAAGGAAAACUUGUAAGAUGGCUGCAGAGAGACCAAAAUGGGCAGUGAGGCUCUCUGAGCAUCCUUAGUCUGGAGAGCAUGAACAUCCCAUCAAGACAGUCCUAUCUACUAUACCCUGUCAGAUGUCAGCCAAGUCUAGGACCCUUAUGUUCAGCAACAAGAUUAGAAAAGAAACUUGGUGCCCCAUUUCUUCUCUCAGAGCUGUCUCGAUCUGCUCAGUCUAGAAGCCUAUAAACCCAAAUGAGCAAAGGUGUUUUCUGGAGAACACCUCUACAGCACCAAGAUGUAAUGUCACCACAGCUCUCAUGUCCUUACUGUGGGAAAAAAACCUCAAGUGUGCGUGUGUGUGUAUGUGUGUACACCUCCAUAGGUGCUUCAGUAGAAGCUGUUUCCACACAGGUCAAGACUAAAGGAAAGCUUUUGUAGAAACAUGUCACACAUGUACUCCUGUUACAUGUCUACUCACUGAGGGAAUGAGAUGUUAAUGAGCAGGGGUGGGGGUCUGGAGAGAUGGCUCAGCGGUUAAGAGCACUGACUGUUCUUCCAGAGGGCCUGAGUUCAAUUCUCAGCAACCACAUGGUGGCUCACAACCAUCUGUAAUGGGAUCCGAUGCCCUCUUCUGGUGUGUCUGAAGACAGUGACAGUGUACUCAUUUAAAUAAAAUCUUUAAAAAGCAACAAACAAAAAAACCAGUAGGACACUGGCUUGGUGCAGAAGAUGGCUUUUCUGUAGGUAAACUAGGUUAGGGUGCAAGAUAAAGACUUUAAAAUAAACGAUGCUCUUACAGUCACCUUUCCAAUCUGGUUGGCAGCUAGACCUUUCUAGUGUCUUACAUGAUGACCUGUCACCUUUAAUGAGGCAGCCCAUGGUGCACAAGCCUUUGCUUUUCAGGCUGCCUGCAGGAGUCGACAUUCCUGUCUACCCAGAACAAGGCCCACUGACUUGGAAAAAGGCAAUGGGAGGAACUGGGCCUUAAGUCACAGCUGCUUUUAGACUCCAACCAUACAAGAAUAGGAGUCACUGACGACUUCUGCAAUGGUAAUUUGCAUUCUCAUUUAAGUCAACUGCUAAGAAAAACAUUCCUUCAACACUAUGCUACAAAACUCCCACCAGAACCUCAUAGGCAAAGCCAUUGCUAGAUCCUUCAUUCCAAGUUCUCAGUCUAGCCAGCAGGUUGCUGAGAUCACAUUUCCUUCCUCCGCUCUGCUCCUGUGGAUACUGUACAUUGUUCUCGGCAUCUUCCCCAGUUUCUACUCAGGUAUUCAUGCUCCUGUCUGUCCUUAACUCUUCUCAUGUUUAACCAGUCAUUAACCUGCCCAGUUUGUCAGAGUUCCAAACACAUGAUCAAGACUUUUAAGAACUCAAGGAACUGCUGACAUUUUGUUUCCUAUCAGCUUUGUCUGUACCGUCUUGUCACGCCCAGUGCCAUCUAAUUAAACCCUGUUCCUCUCCACGCACUCAUCAGGUUUGUGUUUUAUUAUCUUCCUUUGACUGUCCUGUUUCUAGACUAUUUUUCUUGCUUGAUAAAGAAUGUCAUGUUUGAGUUUCCCCACAAAAGCCAGGUAUCUUAAGAGUAGAAAAUGGGUUUAACUCCUUUUUCAUUCCAUACCCUCACUCAUCAGCUGAGAUGCCUUUUAGGCUGCAUAGCACUGGAACUUUCCUAGAGUGAUGGUUCUGCUGUCUGGGUCUUCUGGGCACAUUCUUCCACUGACUUAAGGUGCUCUAUACCUAGCAUAGCCCCAGGACAACUACUGAGCAGAACAGCUAUUUCCUGAGAAUUACCAUAGCACACUGAGACUGGUACUCCCUACUAGACAGAAACUGAUCCCAGUAAUAAACUUUGAUAAUAAAGACAGUAGGCUCUGGUGGUUUUAUUUACCUACUGGUAGUGUCAAAAGUUAAGUUUUAAGCUAUUGCCUACAUGUGACUCAUCAAUCUGGCAGCACUGCGUGACACCACUGAAGCAGUCUCCUGGCAUGUACUGCAAGUGGUGCAAGCUUUGUUUUAAAGGAAGGGGACUAUAGGGUUAAACUAGUUCAUAAAAGUUAGAGAGGUUCAGAUAGGUUUCUUCUGUAGAUUGUCUUAGCAGUGUUACAGCCAUGAUUAAAGUUACAGAGGAGUCAAUGUGCAAAGUUGAUAGAUGUCAUUUUCAUAAAUUUCUCAAGUAUAAGUAUAUUCACAGGCUUCUAUUGUGUGCCGUUAAGCACAGAAGUGUUAGAUGGACUUGGUAACAGUGGGGGAAACAAAGUGCUAGGGUGUUACAAUGAAUGGCUAAGGUAUGUGCCUGGUAAAGUAAGGCAGACAGUUGGUACAUAGUCACCUGUGGCUAAACACGCUACUAAAACCUAAAAACAGUCGAAACAACUUGGGAGUGAGUCACUGUAAUUACAGUCUCUUAACAGCUUUCUUCAAGUGCUUUUCCUAAGUUAUUUUUGACAAUGUGUUUAUUAUUUCCUAAUUGUAGGACAUUGCAUAUAGACGCAUGACCAACAGAGAUAACAGAUAUAGAGCCAGCCUUUGGUAGAACACAAAAAUUGAAAUCUUUUUCAGGAACUCUUAAAUAUCUUAAUUUCUAUUAUGUCCUUGCCAUACUCCCAACCCCAUCUGCCCACUUCAGAAAAUCACUUGACACCUGGCAUGGAAGACAGACCCAAGUGUAAACCUCAAAACUGGAUGGAUCUGGAACCCUGUGGUCUCACUGGAGAAGUCACUAAGCAUAGGCCAGGGCCUAGCACAGUGAACAACUUCGAGCUUAGAACAUCCUCUGCUACACCCUUUUGGAAUUCUCCAUUGCUGGGGACAGCCAAGACCAGCUACCACUCAUAGCCGCCUCUGUGAAUUCAGGAGAAUACACAACACCACAUCCUGGGCAGCACUGGGGCCCUUUGUGCAGCAGUGGUCUGUGCCCAUCAUUCCAAAUCCUUUCGACCUCAAAAGGUUCUUGAGUGUCCCCCACCUGACACCCUAAAAGGUUUGCUGUUUGGGUUUUUUUAUUAUUUUUUUUAAGUCUUAAGCUGCAUUCCUUUGAAGUUUGAGCUAAGAUCUCAUACGGCUGCACUUUUGCUUCUGUGGAAGAGAAUAUUCCUUAUCUGCUUAUUUGAAUAAACAGAAAAGGGGUUUCUCCCAAAA